AUGCUCGAUUUAUUCUCCGUGCCCGUGUUCGUCGUCGUCUUCCGUGAGACCCUCGAGACUGCUAUCAUCGUCUCGGUGCUACUGGCCUUUCUGAAACAGACGCUCGAUGGAUCUCAGCGCGAUGCUGGUAUUUAUAAAACCUUGCGCACACAGGUCUGGCUUGGAACGGGCUUAGGUCUUGCGUUGUGUCUCAUCGGCUCUGGUAUAAUUAUCGGGAUAUUUUAUAUUCUUGGUAAUGAUACUUGGGCUGAUCAUGAGUAUUACUACGAGGGAGUGUUUUCGCUCAUUUCUGCUGUAAUUAUCACCAUCAUGGGCGGUGCGUUGUUGCGUGUUGGUAAGAUGGAGGAUAAAUGGCGGGCGAAGUUGGCAAAGGCGAUUGAGGCACCAGUAACAACUCAAGGAAAACGAGCGUGGCUGGUCAAUCUCUUUGAGAAGUACGCCAUGUUUGUGUUGCCCUUUAUCACUGUUCUUCGUGAAGGUAUCGAGGGCAUCGUUUUCGUCGCUGGUGUCUCAUUCUCUGCACCCGCUUCUGCCGUUCCUCUCCCCGUCCUAAUGGGAUUGAUGCUAGGCGGCCUUGUCGGUUAUGCCCUCUAUCGGGGCGGUUCAUCUGCGAAACUGCAAUAUUUCCUCGUCGCUUCAACGUGUCUUCUCUACCUCGUCGCAGCAGGUCUCUUCUCCCGCGCAAUCUGGCUCUUUGAGCAACAGCAGUGGAACAAGGUUGUCGGCGGCGAUGCUGCGGAACUCGGAGAUGGUCCUGGAUCAUACGAUAUCGACCGGAGUAUCUGGCACAUCAACCUCAACGGCGGUGGAGGCUGGGCUAUUCUCAAUGCUGUGGUCGGAUGGAACAAUUCUGCUACGUAUGGAUCUGUGCUUGCCUACAACCUGUACUGGGUUUUUGUGAUUGCGCAAUUUUCGCUCAUGUCGUUCAAGGAGGAUCACGGACAUUACCCAUUGCUCAAGGAGGAGGGCACAAGGACUGAUUAA
This is a messenger RNA of Fusarium tjaetaba, 984 nucleotides long. RefSeq names its product high-affinity iron transporter. The record is from RefSeq and is a predicted model, not a curated record. NCBI's taxonomy places the organism in Eukaryota, Fungi, Ascomycota, Sordariomycetes, Hypocreales, Nectriaceae. Gene Ontology annotation, biological process: iron ion transmembrane transport. Bases 1 to 984 code for a protein of 327 amino acids. The transcript is spliced from 4 exons. Gene Ontology annotation, cellular component: plasma membrane; high-affinity iron permease complex. Gene Ontology annotation, molecular function: ferrous iron transmembrane transporter activity.